AUGCCCCGCCUUUCUGCGGCUCGCUACGGCAAGGACAAUGUCCGCGUGUGCAAGGUGGACAGGGCCGAGGAUGGUGUGCACACAGUGACGGAGAUGAUGGUUUGCUGUCUGCUAGAGGGUCAGAUCGAAGAGUCCUACACGGUGGCGGACAACGGCCCCGUCGUAGCGACCGACUCCAUCAAGAACACCAUCUACAUCAAGGCCAAGGAGCUCCCCGUAAACCCGCCGGAGCUGUUUGCCAGCACCCUAGGCCAGCACUUCCUGGACAAGUACCCGCACAUCUCUGUCGCCAACGUCGACAUCAGCCUCUUCCGCUGGACGCACAUGUCCAUUGACGGCAAGCCGCACCCCCACAGCUUCUACCGCGAUGGCGACGACAAGCGCAAGGUCACGGUUCGCGUGACGCGGGAGGGCAUCGACAUCAAGAGCGCCAUCGCGGACUUGCUGGUUCUGAAGAGCACGGGAUCCAUGUUCUACGGCUUCGUAAGGGAUGAGUUCACCACGCUGCCCGAGACCUGGGAUCGCAUCCUGUCCACGUCUGUGGACGCCGCCUGGAAGUGGAAGACGCUGCCCAACCUGGCCGCCGUGAAGGACAAGGUGGCCAUGUUCGACAAGGCGUUUGCGGACGCGCGGAACAUCACCAUGAAGACUUUUGCCGAAGAGAACAGCCCCUCGGUUCAGAACACCAUGUACAAGAUGUGUGAGCAGAUCCUCGAGGCGGCCCCCGAAACUGCUGCGGUUACCUAUGAGUUGCCGAAUAAGCACUACUUUGAGCACGAUCUGUCAUGGCACAACGGCAUCAAGAACACGGGCAAAGACGCCGAAGUGUACAUCCCUCAGUCUGGACCCAACGGCCUCAUCAAGUGCGAAGUAUCGCGCGACUGA
Pseudomassariella vexata is the source of this 885-nucleotide messenger RNA. RefSeq lists its product as uncharacterized. The record is from RefSeq and is a predicted model, not a curated record. The transcript is spliced from 2 exons. The coding region runs from base 1 to 885 and encodes 294 amino acids. Gene Ontology annotation, biological process: purine nucleobase catabolic process; urate catabolic process. NCBI's taxonomy places the organism in Eukaryota, Fungi, Ascomycota, Sordariomycetes, Amphisphaeriales, Pseudomassariaceae. Gene Ontology annotation, cellular component: peroxisome. Gene Ontology annotation, molecular function: urate oxidase activity.